UUAUAUAUAAAACAGUAUACAAUAUUCGUUAAUGUUCCUGUAGGAAGGAGCUUGUUCUGUUGACAGACAGAGGCUUCAAUUCCGCGAGUAGGCUUGCAAAACUGUGCGAACGGAUUGCGAAAGCGUGGGCACAGAUUAUGAAUUUGUGGGUACAGAUUUCAAAAACUGAGGCGACGGUUUACAAAACCGAGAGCACGGAUUGUAAACUCGUUUAUUAAACAGUUUAUUAAUCCGAGAGCACGGUUUUGUAAACUGAAGGAACGAAUUACAAAACUGUGGACACGGAUUUGCGGGUCUUGGUUUUUUUUCUCCGAGGGGUGACCAGAAAGGCUCCGUAGCAAAGACCAACAAUCUUGCAAAAAUGCAAAACUCUGAGUCAAACUGCCAUGUGUGCAGUGAUUUAACAAAACAAUGCUGACUGCACUGGUCGAUGAAUUGCUUAUCAAACGGUAUACAGAUUCGCAUUUGAGCUUGUUAAACCAUUGGAGGUCUUGCACUCAAACAAAGAUGUGUUUGUUUUAAAGACACAUUCCGAGAACAUGAUGCUUCUGGAAAGCUUAAAUAGGGACUUUUUAACCUUGUUUUUGUAGACUUAUUGCAAAUUUUGCAUUUUGGAUGUAUUUGAUACAGGGAAAACAGUCCUAAUCAGCUCAGUUAGAAAAAUACAUUCACAAAGUGGGAACGUUUUUCAAAGUGUGCCAGAAACCUUUGGACUAGACAAUUAUUUUUAAGUAAAAUAUAUUUUUUAAUCUCUCAUCAACACUACGUUGUGUGUAGUGCAAUCUACACAUCAGCUAAAAGCAGGUAUGUGAAUAUUUGUAUGUAAAGUGAUUCCACAUGAUCAAAGUGAAGUAGUAAAAUAGCUAGCACUGGCUUGGAUCAUAAAGGGUUAAGGGGAAACAAACAAGAUAAAAAGUGUCCCGCAACUGCAGUACACAUAGAAAACCACUAUUUUCUCUCACUUGCUCUCAUAAGCAUUCUUGCCUUCAGAGAAUAUCCCACGCCAUUCACUAACAGCUUCAGUUUAGGACAAUUUUGAAACAAAUCCUCAUGUAAAAAUGUUCUCGAUCAACACAACCACUGAAUACAACUUAACAGUUUUUGACAACACCACCAGCCGAUACGACAAUGCAUUUGUUGAAAAGAUGAAUCAUGUCAUCAGUUUGAGCUUAAUCGUUGUGACCUUCAUCGCCAUGAUGUCUCUUGGUUGCACAAUGGAGGUGUCCAAAAUCAAGAAAUAUCUCAUCAAACCCAAAGGGGUGGCGAUUGCAGCCGUGGCUCAGUAUGGAAUAAUGCCCCUAACAGCUUUCUGUUUGGCAAAACUGUUACAAUUAGGUCCUUUAGAAAGCAUCACCGUGUUAAUUUGUGGAUGCUGCCCAGGGGGAAACCUAUCAAACUUCUUUGCUCUUGCGCUCCAGGGAGACAUAAAUCUCAGUAUUGUGAUGACAACCUGUUCCACCGUUAUGGGCUUGGGUUUGAUGCCCCUCAUGAUCUACCUGUACUGCCAGGGUUUCUCCAAUCUGGAAAGAGCUGUUCCUUACACUAGCAUCAUUAUAUCUAUGAUUUUAAUCCUGGUGCCUUGCGGUGUUGGCAUACUGAUAAACUACCACUUUCCCAAAUAUUCAAAAAUUAUAACCAAGGUUGGGAUUUCUGUCAUGCUGAUCUUAUUUGUUGUCAUUGGUGUUGUGGCUGGUGUGAUUGAUGGAAACAGAGUUUUUCGGGUGACAGCUCCUCCACUUUUAGCCACAGCUGCACUGAUGCCAAUGAUCGGAUACAUAUGUGGGUACAUCCUCUCGACUCUGUUCAAGAUGAACGCAUCUUGCAGACGGACUAUUGCUAUCGAGACAGGUUGUCAGAACAUCCAGCUGUGUACCACAAUCUUAAAGGUGGCCUUCCCUGCCGAGGUCAUUGGUCAGCUGUAUCUCUUUCCCGUCGUGUACAUUGUGUUCCAGGUAGUCGAGGCGCUUUUCUUGGUAGUCCUGUUCAGAUGCCACCAGAUGCUGAGACCAUCUGACCAAGAAACCGAAAUGUACAAAGCAGUAAAAGGAGCAGCUGAAGAAACUAAUGCAGCUCAUAUGAUCACAUAGGGUCAUUAUCAUUAAAUUGAAAAGAUUUGAUGAAUUUCAGAACAAAUAUGAUCAAAACAAGAAGUAUUUUACAGCUAUAUGCUUUAGAAAUGUGUAGGGGUCAUUUUAUUGUUAAUAGUGAAGUGACCUAUUAGUCAGAUAUGGUGACGCAUACCCGAAAUGUGACCUCUGCAUUUAACCUAUCCAGAGAGUAGUGAACACACGUACACCCGGAGCAGUGGGCAGCUAUCACUGCAGUGCCCAGGGAACAAGUAGGGUUAAGGUGCCUAAUAAGGUGUUAAUUUGACCUUUUUAACACUGGCGAUUUUACUGUGUACAAUUGUGUGCUUAUAAUGUUGCAUGAUUAAAAUGUUACAGAUUUGUUUUUGGUGAUAACAUAACUAAAAUACACUGGAAUCAAACCGUUUGAAUGGUCAUGGUUUUGUGAAACCAAAUAUUAAACUUGCGACAAAAGUCAACCUUUAUUGCAUCUCAUUCCAGAUGUACACACACCUGACACUUUAAUCAAUCAACCAUGAUUCAUUGUAUUUUUAGGAGUGGCGUAAUCAGGUUUUAGUAACCUGCUUCAUCAUAAUGCUUAGAAUAUUAAUGAUAAAACAUUACAAUGAAACUAGAUGCCUACGGGUUUAUGCAAAGGUCACAUCAGAGAAAUAUCACAAAAAGUUGUAUAAUAUUCAAAUAAGCCCUAGUUCAAGUUGGUGAAAACAUCAUCAGUUUAGGGAGGCUAACUCGUUUUUUAUUUUUGAAUGAUUUUAAUGUUAUAAAAUAGAUUCAAAUCUAGCAUGGUAACGGUUGAAAUAAUUAAUUCAUUACCAUUUAAAUAAUUGCCAUUCAGAUGGAAUGAAGUGACACCCGCUAAAGGGAUAGUUCAUCCAAAAAUAAUAAUUCUGUCAUCAUUUACUUAUCCUCUUGUCAUUUCUGCAGAGCACAAAAGAAGAUAUUUUGAAGAAUGUUGGUAACCGAACACUGGCGGUACCCAUUGACUUCUAUUGUAUGGACACAAAACCAAUGUAAGUGAGUGGGUACCGCCGUUAUUCAGGUACCAACAUUCUUCAAAAUACCUUUUGUGUUCAGCAGAAGAAAUUUAUAGAUUUAAAAUGAGUAAAUGAUGACAGAACUUUUUUUAAUAACUGUGACAAAUUCAUUAACAAAAAUUAUUUUCAGGUAAUAUGAACAUCACUUUACAUGCAUUUAAACGUGUAGACACAACUGGAUGUUGAUUCAAAAUUCCACAUAAAAUGAAAUGAGAGCAAUUUCAGCAUGUGAUGGCUUAAACCACAGCAUAUUAUAAUCUUAUUCACGAAACGUGUGGUGCAGAAAAUUUACUCGCAUCUAAAUUCAACAUUUAAUUGUGCAUAUUCAAUCAGAAUAUAUGAAAAGGGUUGUUUAUGAUACAAGAGUUUUCACAAAUAUCAAAAUGUGUACUCAUGCAGCAACAGUUGAUAAGUGAGAUUAUAUCUUGUGCAUUCAUGUUACAAACAAUUCUCGGGUAGGAUAACAAAAGUGAAAGAAAAACAAAUGAAUGCUUCUGAACAUGCACUUAGCUAACCUGAAUGGCAUAAACUGUAAAAUGACAAAGAUGUUAAGUGCCAGUCAAUGUACUGGAAAUGGCUGUCAUCACUUUGUGUUUGCAUGGUAACAGUUGUAAAAAAUGACUAAAUGUACACUAAAUGUAAAUACAUGAAUGUGCUCAACCUAGUAGCUCUUCUGUCACCAGAAAUUGACAUUUUGGGCCAUGAAGUUUGAUGUUAACAAUGUUCAGAAACACACUUUUAUUUAUUCCAAAAUCCCCAAAUAAACAACAUAAAUUUCAGCCAAGCUUACUUGAAACAAUCCAAAACCACAUUUACCAGCUUACCCAUAAAUAUGUUUAGACAAUUUAAAGGACCUCACUCAGUAAUGAAAAAUAACAAACAACCCAUUUCAACCAUUUAAACACAACUUUUAGAGAAAAGAAAAGAAAAAACAA
This is a messenger RNA of Triplophysa rosa, 4056 nucleotides long. RefSeq names its product solute carrier family 10 member 1 (gene slc10a1). The transcript has 6 exons. The record is from RefSeq and is a predicted model, not a curated record. Bases 1059 to 2087 code for a protein of 342 amino acids. Gene Ontology annotation, cellular component: membrane. Gene Ontology annotation, molecular function: bile acid:sodium symporter activity. Gene Ontology annotation, biological process: bile acid and bile salt transport. NCBI's taxonomy places the organism in Eukaryota, Metazoa, Chordata, Actinopteri, Cypriniformes, Nemacheilidae.